GACACUGAAAAAGAGACUUCUGUUGUAGAUUUACCGCAACACUGAAUUAAACUUGAAAUUCCAGAACAUGUAUUGCAGCGUGUAUCGGGAGAAGCUCGCGCGUGUUUAAUUUACCAUUUCCUUGCGCACGGCAGAGUUCGCGAGACCGCCACGUGUACGCAAAUCAGGUCCCAGACAAAUAAAAAAAUAUUGAAAUCACUCCUCUACUCAUUAGUAACACAGAAAAAGAAAACAGAAAAAACGACGGUACUCUCUCUUUUCUCACUCCUUCUUCCUCUCUGCUUCUGGCUUGCGCUCCUUCUUCUAACCCCCUCCCUCUGUACCUUUCCUUCUUUCUUUUUUCCUUUUAAUCAUUGUAGAAUCCAUUUCCAAUUUGAUGUUCUUCAAGCUGAAUUCGUGUACUGAUUCAAAAUUUGAUGUGUUUUUAUUUCUUGUUUAUACUUCAGAUUUUCAUAGAAGAGCAGAAGCCAUGGCUCCGAUGAGGAAGAAGAACUGUUCUGGGAGAUCUCAGCUCAGGCAUCGCCGGGUGCGUUUUCCCAUGUCUUCCUCUUUCUGUUUCAGGCAAGGGCUCUUUCUCCCACGCCUCCUUCCUUUCCCUGUUUCAGAAACCAGGGCAUCGUUGAUGAAGAAGAACCGUUCUAGGAAAUCCCAGCUGAGGCGAUUUCAGUCCGCGCUUGCACUUCGGAAUGACCUGCAAAGCCCCGAGGUGGAACUCGGGGUAGACCAAUGUAAUUGCACCAAACCCGAAGUCCUUCUUCAGUCCGCGCUUGCACUUCGGAAUGACCUGCAAAGCCCCGAGGUGGAACUCGGGGUAGACACUCCGAUGCUUAAGUCAGCAAUAAUCGGGGCUACCUU
This is a messenger RNA of Rubroshorea leprosula, 855 nucleotides long. The record is from the annotation of a GenBank genome assembly. NCBI's taxonomy places the organism in Eukaryota, Viridiplantae, Streptophyta, Magnoliopsida, Malvales, Dipterocarpaceae.